AAUUAGCUGUCAUGUUGUUAGCCUGGUUUUUGGGACACUCCUAGCUCGGGUCCCACUCCUCAUCGCCAGGUCCCACCACGAAACCAUGGCCGAACAGGCCGCCGGACCCCCACCGUCGUCCCAGCAUGGCGAUGAGCUCCAGCAGCGGGUGGACACUCUGGAGCGGGAGAGGGCCGAGUUCGGCAAAAUCAAGCAGCAGCUGGAGGCUGAGUUCAACCAGAAGAGAGCAAAGUUCAAAGAGCUCUAUUUGGCCAAAGAGGAGGAUCUGAAGAGGCAGUCGUCGGCGCUUGAGUCGGCGCAGGCCGAGAUGAGCUCCGUCCAGGCCCAGCUGGCCCAGGCCUGCUCCGAGAUCGAGACCAUCAAAGCGGUGGCCACCGUGUCGGAGAACACAAAGCAGGAGGCCAUCGACCAGGUCCGUGGCCAGUGGCAGGAGGAGGUGGCCUCGCUGCAGGCCAUCAUGAAAGAAACGGUUCGCGAGUACGAGGUCCAGUUCCACCAGCGUCUGGAGCAGGAGCGAGCCCAGUGGGGCCAGUACCGCGAUGCCAUGGAGAGGGAGGUGGGAGACCUCCGGCGGCGGCUCACCGAGGGCCAGGAGGAGCAAAACCUGGAGGACGAUAUGAAAAAGGCUCAGGAGGACGCGGAGAAGCUCCGCUCGGUGGUGAUGCCCAUGGAGCAGGAGAUCGGGACGCUCAAAGCCAAGCUGUCCACGGCCGAGGACAGGGUCAAGGAACUUGAGGCGUCUAAGGUGAAGGAGCUCAAUCACGUUCUGGAGGCAGAGAAGUCGUGUCGCACCGACUUGGAAAUGUACGUGGCUGUGCUCAACACACAGAAAUCCGUCCUGCAGGAGGAUGCUGAGAAGCUACGCAGGGAACUUCACGAAGUGUGUUACAAACUGGAGCUGGAGCGGCAGCAGCACAACCAGCUGAAGCACACGUGGCAGCGAGCCAACGACCAGUUCCUGGAGUCUCAGCGCCUCCUCAUGAGGGACAUGCAGAGGAUCGAGAGCGUGCUCUCCUCCGAGCAGCUGCGGCAGGUGGAGGAGAUGAAGAAGAAAGACCAGGAGGAGGACGAGAAGGAGCAGUUGAGCCAAGUGAAGGAUCUGCACGAGGAAGAUGGCGCAGACAACACGGAGCCUUUGGAGGAUAUUUUCCUGGGGCUGAGCAUCGAGGAGCCGCCGACCAACCACAGCGCCCACGGCUCCAUGCACUCCCUGGACGCCGACGUGGUGACGGGCGGCCAGUCUGAUCUCUACAAGGAGAACCUGCGGAGAGUCCAGUCCACGGACAGCCUGGGCUCCUCCCUGUCCGUCCAGCAGGGUCUGAACCACAAGGCCAAGUCAGCCGGCCACUUGGACGAGUCGGAAUUUGGGCCCCUGGUGGGGGCCGACUGCGGCGUGGCGGACUCCAGCUUGGGCGAGGGUUGGUCCGUCAGCUCGAUCAAGCUGACGGCCAGUCACUUCCUGCUCACCAAAGACCAGGAGAAGGCCAUUAAAGCCAUGACGCCUGAGCAGGAGGAGACGGCGUCGCUGCUGUCCAGCAUCUCGCAAGCCCCCGACACCGCCUACUUACCCCCGGUGGGCUACCGACUGGUCAGCGACAGCGAAUGGAACCUGCUGCAACAGGAGGUGAAGAACGCGGGCAGGAAGCUGGGUCGCCGCUGCGACAUGUGCUCCAACUACGAGAAGCAGCUGCAGGCCAUCCAGGGACAGGAGGCCGACAUACGAGAUCAGCUGAAGAAACUGCAGGCGAUGUUGCGUCAGGCCAACGAUCACCUGGAGAGGACCGUGACGGAGAAGCAAAGUCUGGAAGAUUCCGUCAAGCUGGGGAACGAGGAAACUGCUGCUAAGGUGUCCGCUCUCAUCCAGCGAGUGCAGGAGUCGGAAAUGCUGCUCGGCACGCUCCAGGAGGCCUUCAGUGAAGCUAAGAGGAACACGCAGGCACAGAUGGGUGUGCUGGUGCAGUCACGGGAGCAAGUGGCCGACAAGCUGAGCCGACUACAGCGGGACAACGAGAGCCUGCAGGGAAAACACCGUCUGCACACAGAACUGCUGCAGCAAGAGGGCUUCACCAUGCCCGACACUGUGGAAGAGCUCCAGGCGACGGUGUUUCAGCUGCGCGAGGACACGGUGGCAUUGCGGACGUCUGCGGAGCACGUGGAGGAGAAGCUGAAGGCGGAAAUCCUUUUCCUCAAGGAGCAGAUCCAAGCGGAGCAGUGCCUCAAGGAGAACCUGGAGGACACCCUGCAGAUGGAGAUCGAGGGCUGCAAGGAGGAGAUCGCUUCCUUCUCCAGUUUGAAGACGGAACUGGAACGGAUAAAGGCAGAGAAGGAGCAGUUGCAGAGCAUUUUAUCACAAAAGAUGGAGACACUGGAAAGCAUCCAGUCCUUGAGGAUCAGUCUGGAGCAGCAGCUAAAAGAGCUCAACACAACCAAGCGUGCGCUAGAGAGUCAGGUGUUGGAAGAGAAAGACAAAGCCCAGCGCUUGCAAACGGAGCUGGACGUCAGUGAGCAGGUCCAGAAGGACUUUGUCAAGCUUUCGCAGACACUUCAGGUGCAGCUGGAGCGGAUACGGCAGGCGGACUCUUUGGAGCGAAUCAGACUUAUUCUCAACGACACCAACUUGACUGACAUCAACCAGCUUCCAGAUACAUGAUAGGGUGCCUGUGGGGAAAAGUGCCUCCUUCCUUCUUUCUCCAUCCCUAUAACAUUAUUGAUCCUCCUCCUCCUCAUAACCAUCACAGAAGAAGGGAAGGCAGGUAGGAAGGAGCAGCGGCCUUUUUGAGUCCAUUCAAUUGUGGAAUCGUGAUGAAGAACACUACUAAAAACAUGACAAAUGUACAUAUGGAUGGAUGAGGGUGGGGAAGUCCCAUCUUGCCUGUGGAUGUCUUGUUCCUACUGUAGAUAUGACCGUGUCUAAUUAGCUUUAAACACCAACAAAAAGGUUUGUCGUGGUCUCCAAGCACUUUUUCCUUACCAGGUAACAACUUGGAAGCUUCCCCCUCCCCCCCAAGAUUGGUCUGUAAUUGUCCAUCUCACAUGUUGGUUGUCCCGCCUAUUCUGUGUAAUUUUUUUUACAACAGGGGUUGUCAAACUGAAGUCUAGAUCUCAGGGGCACACAUAAUAAUUUGCAAUAAAUUGUCGUUUCUCGUAUAAUUUAUCAAUUUAUAAAAUUAACAGAAUAAACCAAUUACUCCUCCGUACCAUAGCUUUGGGCCAAUUCAAAGUUCUGAUAUGAUUGUGACAUCACAUCAAUCUGAUCUCUCUCUGUAAGAAUAAAGAACCAGACUUUUUUUUCAAGAAUAAAAUAUAGUCAUUUUUGGAGAUGGUGACUUUUCCAGAAUAAAAUGCAUAAUAUUACGAGACUUCACUUCGUUGACCAUUGACUUGACUUUCUUAAUAUUACGACUUUAUCUUGGAAAAAUAUGACUAUUUCCGUAAAGUUACAAUUUUUCAUCCUGACAAAAUACAUCUUUCUUGUGAAGAUUACACUUUUUUUUUUUCUUGAAUUACUUUAUUCUCUUUACAAUACAACUUAUUUCUUUUAAACGAUUGUUAUCGUAACAUUGAAGACUUUUCCCCCCAGCAUUUAGGGGUACAUACGGUAGUUAUGUUUAAUUGGCAUUAGGAUUACGAGAGGCUUGGGAGAAAUGUGUCCCCUGUAAUCCAAAAGGUUUGAGAACCCCUGUUUUUGCACCCCACAACAAAGACAUGAGAUUAAGGAAUUCAUGGAAUUGUUGCACAAGAAUCCAAUCCAAAAGGCAAAGAUGCUUUGUCUCAAGUUUUUUUUUUUUUUUUUUAAUAUGCAGAGGUUCAGUGAAGAAAUGCAUACGACGUGGGUUUUAUUCUUACAAAUUUCAUUUAUUUUUUUUCCCCAUGUCCACAGGUAAGUAGUACACGGUGUGUGUGUGUGUGUGUGUGUGUUUUGAUGCAGUGGAACCUCCAAAGUGAAACACCAUCCAAAAUGGGUUUUCAUUUCAAAACCCAUUAGAAACGUAAUUUAUUUGUUUCUUGACAAACGUAUUCACUGCCGUGGACGUUUAAAUCCGUCAAUUUCAAUCCAACCAUUGAGUGCCACCGACAAAUAUAUACGUCAAGUACGAUUUACAACGGGUAGGCGUGGAGGAGUGUCUCGCACCACUUGCCUGUGAAAUUGAGGUUUGUAAAUCACUGACUAACAGAUCCCUGUAGCUGGCGGCGUUGCAUUGCAUUGGAUUUGAUCAGCACAGCUAUUGAGUCGAAGAUAAAGAUUUGGCGGGGAAUCUCGUCUUGUCACGUCAAUUAUGAGGGAGAGAAAUGCUAACACAUCAGACAUGUUAGGGGUGGCAGUAGGUAGUAGAAAAUGCAUGUCGCGAUCAUGGGGAAAAAUGAGGCAGUUCAUUAAGUUAAUGAUGAAAAAAAGUAAAACAAGCCACUGACGUUCGACUUGAGCCAUGCGGUAAGUCAGUAUUGCUCACGCCGGGUUUCCUAGUUGUUUCUGUAAAUAAAUUAUUUUAUCAUCAAAAGCCCUCUCGAUCUUGUUUUUUUGUUGGUUUAUAGUUUGAAACAUUAGCGUCAAAGUCACAAAAAAAAAUAAAACAUUGUCAGAUUUUUGGUCAUAAACAGAUGUUUUGGUUAAAUCAACCCAAGUUCUACUGCUGAUAAAUAAAUAAUGGAAAAUGCUUGAAACUUUUUUUCUGAUGAUAGGAGAGUCUUUCUUUUAGUAGGUUCACUGCUAUAUUAUGUGGGCUUUGAAAAAUCAGUCAAAAUGCUAUAAAACGGCCUGCAAUAUGGGGAAAUCUUGGAAAAUGGCUGACAGUUAAUGAGUACUAAAAUGUACUAAAAUGAAGUAAAAAUUACUCACCAUUUGAAGAUGCGUGAGAUGUAAUGGUAAAGAGUUAAGUUAGUCAUCAAGGUUUUUUGUAUGUCAAGAAAAAAUCCAAAGUAAAAGCGAAAUAUGGAGUAAAACCGAUUGAGAGGCGCGUUUUGAGUAGAACUCCAGAAUUGUUUGGGUUUUUGGAGCGUUCCGCUUUGGAUGUUUUCACAAAAAAAAAAAAACAGUAUGGCCGGCCGGGGCUAGUCAUCUGGAAGCUUCCAAUCAGAAGAAAUAAGACUCAAAAGGUGUUGGUCAUCAUUAAGAGCCAGUGUAAAUAUUAUUUGAUUAAUAUAUGACCAUAAAUUGUUGUCCACUAAAGCUUCCUGUCACUGAACACGCUUGGGGGAUCUAUAUAUAUAUAUAUAUAUAUAUAUAUAAUUUUAUUGUUUUUAAUUAAACAGUUUAUGCAUUCUCUGGUCAUUAAUUUAUCCAAAAAAACUCAUUGGGUCAAUAAAAUAUCAACGAAGUGUCCAACAAUGUUCAUUAUUUGCACUGUUUGUGUAGACAUUCACACAAAAUAUUGUAAUGUUUUUCACAUAGGUAUUAAUUGAAUGAUAUAUGUAUUGCAUUUGUUUUUGUAUAAACAGGUUGUUAACACAUGACUAAAGUGGAGCAUUUAACAGUAUUCAUAAUGGGUAUAAUGUACUGUAUUAUACAUGUCAGAGUUAUUUAUUCAGUCUAUUUUUUGUAUAAAUAAGUUGUUGAUUAACACUUAAAUGGAGAUUUUGUUUCAGUGGUUUAACAGAAAUCUGGCCUGUGAUCUUAUGCAAGUCAAUGGACUGAACUUCAUAA
Messenger RNA from Phycodurus eques (leafy seadragon), 5641 nucleotides. It is a transcript of the gene rabep1, whose product is annotated as rabaptin, RAB GTPase binding effector protein 1. Gene Ontology annotation, molecular function: growth factor activity; GTPase activator activity. The coding region runs from base 86 to 2650 and encodes 854 amino acids. NCBI's taxonomy places the organism in Eukaryota, Metazoa, Chordata, Actinopteri, Syngnathiformes, Syngnathidae. The transcript is spliced from 18 exons. The record is from RefSeq and is a predicted model, not a curated record. Gene Ontology annotation, biological process: endocytosis. Gene Ontology annotation, cellular component: intracellular membrane-bounded organelle.